Ascoidea rubescens DSM 1968 is the source of this 1990-nucleotide messenger RNA. RefSeq names its product methylisocitrate lyase ICL2 (gene ICL2). Gene Ontology annotation, cellular component: mitochondrial matrix. The transcript has a single exon. Bases 146 to 1834 code for a protein of 562 amino acids. Lineage: Eukaryota; Fungi; Ascomycota; Saccharomycetes; Ascoideales; Ascoideaceae. The record is from RefSeq and is a predicted model, not a curated record. Gene Ontology annotation, molecular function: methylisocitrate lyase activity; isocitrate lyase activity.
CCUCAGCGCGCCGGCGGAGCAGAGGUGGGUAUAUAAGACUCUCGAGCUGUCUGUUUUCUCUCUCAGCUCAGAUCCCCAGCUCUUGCCUGUUGGUCUUUCUUCUUCUCCAGCUUCUUCCUCAUCCUCGUCCUGUUUCCUUGCCAAAAUGAUUAGAUUGAACACCGCAGCUUCAAUUAAAAGAUCUUUAGUCACCAUCAAGCCCUUCUCUUCCUUCAGAAUGCAAUCCACACUCUCAAAGUUCCCUUACCCAGACCAGGCUCAAGAGAAGGAUUAUUUUGCUGCUGAGGUCGACAGAAUCCAAAAGAGAUUCAACUCUCCUCGUUACAAGGACAUCAAGAGACCUUACACUGCCAAAGAUGUUGCUCUCCACAGAGGAACCCUCCCAAACAGCUAUCCCUCCUCGAUUCAGGCUGAUAAACUAUUCAAUUUGUUGACCCAAAGAAAAUCGGAAAAAAAGCCAGUCCACACAAUUGGCUCGGUUGAUCCUGUUCAAAUGUCUCAAUCUGCUUUAAAUCAAGAAAUUGUCUACAUCUCAGGUUGGGCCUGUUCCUCUUUAUUGACCACCACCAACGAGGUUUCCCCAGAUUUUGGUGACUACCCUUACGACACCGUUCCAAACCAAGUCGACCGUUUAUUCAGAGCCCAAUUGUUGCACGACAAAAAGUCCUUUCAAGAAUACGCCAAAAAUGGCUUCGAGGGCAAGAGAAUCGACUACUUGAGACCAAUCAUUGCCGACGGUGAUACUGGUCAUGGUGGUCUAAGUGCUGUCAUGAAAUUGGCCAAACUAUUCGCUGAAAAAGGUGCUGCCGCUAUCCAUUUGGAAGAUCAACUCCAUGGUGGUAAAAAAUGUGGUCACUUGGCUGGAAAAGUCAUUGUCCCAACUUCAACUCACAUCAGCAGAUUAAUUGCAACAAGAAUGCAAUGGGAUCUUAUGGACUCAAACAACCUUUUGAUUGCUAGAACUGAUUCAGAAUCUGGUACUUUGUUAUCUUCCUCAAUUGAUCCUGCCGACCACGAAUUCAUUCUUGGUAUCACUGAACCAACUAAACCUUUAGCCCAAAUCUUGAGUGAAGCUGAAGCCAAAGGGGAAUCCUCUGCUGUCAUUAACGACUUGGAAUCAGACUGGUACAGCUCUGCUAAAUUGCUCACUUUCAACGAAGCCGUUGAAGCAAAAUUAAAUCAAUUGGGUAAAAGCUCUCUCUACUCAGAAUAUCUCUCCAAGGCUCAAGGUAAGGCCAUCUUUGACCAAAAGCAAAUCAUCAAAGAAUUAAUUAACGAAGAAGUCUUCUUCGACUGGGAUGCUCCAAGAACUAAAGAAGGUCAUUACCAAGUUCAAGCCGGUAUCAAACCCGCUGUCAAGAGAGCUCUAGCUUUCGCUCCUUACGCUGAAUUAUUAUGGUUAGAAACAAAGACCCCUGACUUGAAAUAUGCCUCCGAAUUUGCUAAACAAAUCUUAGAUAAAUACCCAAACAAAUUCUUAGUCUAUAACUUGUCUCCUUCCUUCAACUGGUUAUCCCAAGGUUUCACCGAAAAUGACUUGAAAGAUUUUGUAUUUGAAUUAGCCAAGGUUGGUUUCACUCUACAGUUAGUCUCAUUAGCAGGUUUACAUACCAAUGCCUUAGCAACAUGGCAAUUAUCAAAUGCCUUCAAGACCCAAGGUAUGAAGGCCUACGUCGACUUGGUCCAAUCAAAGGAAAAAGAAACAAAGUGUGAUGUUUUCACUCAUCAAAAAUGGUCUGGUAACAGUUAUAUGGACAGCUUAAUAAGCUCUGUUCAAAGUGGUUCUUCUCAAACUUCUUCAACUGGUAAAGACUCAACUGAACACAGUUUCUAAUUGGCUACUCAAAUAAAAAGUAUUUAGUUAUAUAUAUAUAUAUAUUUAUUUAUUUAUUUAUUUAUAAAAAAAAAAGAACUUUAUGAUUUAUGUUGCAUUAAAUAUCUUUAUUUUUUCUGGUUUUAUAUACAUUUCUUCCUUCAAAACUUAAUAAAC